This is a messenger RNA of Podarcis muralis (Common wall lizard), 5386 nucleotides long. It is a transcript of the gene GALNT10, whose product is annotated as polypeptide N-acetylgalactosaminyltransferase 10. Gene Ontology annotation, cellular component: Golgi apparatus. NCBI's taxonomy places the organism in Eukaryota, Metazoa, Chordata, Lepidosauria, Squamata, Lacertidae. The record is from RefSeq and is a predicted model, not a curated record. Gene Ontology annotation, molecular function: polypeptide N-acetylgalactosaminyltransferase activity. Gene Ontology annotation, biological process: protein O-linked glycosylation.
UGCCUGACGGAGCGGAGUUGGCGGGUCGGCUUUGCCUCGCGCGCUGCUCGAGUGCUGCUGCUGCUGCCGCCGCCGCCGCCGCGGUAACCGCCGUAACCGCCGCCUCAGCCCCUUGUGUGAGGGGAAAGUUGGGGUGGGGGCUUCCCGGCGGCUUCUCGGAUGCGGCGGAAGCAGAAGCGGCUGCUGCAGGCGGUGGGGCUGGCGCUGGCCGCCCUCGUCUUCCUUCCCAACGUGGGGCUUUGGUCGCUUUACCGGGAGCGGCAGCUGGAUGGCGGCGGCGGCGGCGAUGGCAGAGAAGCGGCAGGCGGCGGAGGCGCGGGGGGAGCCCGCGGGGCGGCGGCAGCUGCGGCGGUACCGGCGGCAGCGGCGGCAGCAGCCCGAGGAGAAGCGCAGGGUUUCCAUACAAGGCAGAAGAAAGAAGCUUAUCUUGAAAACAGACAAAGGAAAAAGGACUGGCAUGACAGGGAUGCUAUAAAGAAAGACUUGCAACGUACAGGAAAUGGAGAACAGGGAAAACCGUAUCCUAUGACAGAUGCCGAGCAAGUGGACCAGGCAUACAGAGAAAAUGGCUUUAAUAUUUUUGUGAGUGACAAAGUUUCUCUCAAUCGAUCCCUACCAGAUAUACGACACCCAAACUGCAAUAGCAAGCUAUACCUGGAAAACCUCCCCAACACCAGUGUAAUAAUCCCAUUCCACAACGAAGGGUGGUCAUCACUUCUCAGAACAGUGCACAGUGUUCUCAAUCGCUCUCCUCCUGAACUCAUAGCUGAAAUUGUACUGGUGGAUGAUUUCAGUGACAGAGAACACUUAAAAAAGCGCUUGGAGGACUAUAUGGCCCAGUUUCCCAAAGUGAGGAUUCUCCGAACUAAGAAGAGAGAAGGGUUGAUAAGAACUCGUAUGCUGGGAGCUUCUGUUGCUAUAGGAGAUGUUAUUACUUUUUUGGACUCUCACUGUGAGGCCAAUGUGAACUGGUUGCCACCCCUUUUAGACCGCAUUGCUCGAAAUCGCAAAACUAUUGUUUGUCCAAUGAUUGAUGUAAUUGACCAUGACCACUUUGGCUAUGAAACACAAGCUGGAGAUGCAAUGCGAGGUGCAUUUGACUGGGAGAUGUAUUACAAGCGGAUACCCAUUCCUCCUGAAUUACAGAAACCUGACCCGAGUGACCCUUUUGAAUCUCCUGUAAUGGCUGGAGGACUGUUUGCAGUCGAUAGAAAGUGGUUCUGGGAGCUGGGAGGAUAUGAUGCAGGCCUGGAAAUAUGGGGUGGAGAACAGUAUGAAAUAUCAUUUAAGGUAUGGAUGUGUGGGGGUCGUAUGGAAGAUAUUCCUUGUUCCCGUGUUGGUCAUAUCUACAGAAAAUAUGUUCCUUACAAGGUUCCUUCAGGAGUCAGCUUGGCAAGAAACCUGAAGCGUGUUGCUGAGGUGUGGAUGGAUGAAUAUGCAGAGUACAUUUACCAGAGGAGACCUGAAUAUCGGCAUCUGUCUGCAGGAGAUGUGACUGCUCAGAAAGAACUUCGCAGUAAUCUCAACUGCAAAAGUUUCAAGUGGUUCAUGAAUGAAGUUGCUUGGGACUUGCAAAAGUUCUAUCCACCAGUGGAGCCUCCAGCAGCUGCCUGGGGAGAGGUCCGUAAUGUAGGAACCGGCCUCUGUGCAGAUACCAAACAUGGAGCCCUUGGUUCCCCACUACGGGUUGAAGCCUGUGUGAAAGGCAGAGGAGAAGCUGCCUGGAACAGUGUGCAGCAGGUGUUCACAUUUAGCUGGCGAGAGGACAUCCGUCCAGGAGACCCCCAGCACACAAAGAAAUUCUGUUUUGAUGCUGUUUCCCACAACAGCCCAGUGACUCUCUAUGACUGUCAUGGAAUGAAGGGGAAUCAGCUAUGGAAAUACAGGAAAGACAAGACUCUUUACCACCCAGUAAGUGGCAGCUGCAUGGACUGUAGUGAGAGUGACCGAAAAAUCUUCAUGAGCACGUGCAAUCCUUCCUCUCCAACACAGCAGUGGAUAUUUGAACACACAAAUUCAACAGUCUUGGAAAACUUUAACAAGAAUCUUGAUCUUUAAAGACUAUCUAUAUGUAUAUAUUACAGCUAUAAUUUUUACAGGGGAGAUGACAAAUUUUUUAAAAGAAUAAUUUUUUAAAAACAAUAAAAGGGAAAAUCUCAGGAGAGGGUUUGACUAUCAGGCCAGUCUUUACUUUGAUGAUGCUGCAUCCCAUUAACAAGAUGUCUAGAAAUCUAUAUUGCUAUAAUCACACCACAGAUUGAAACCUAGUUCUCUAAUGCAGGACCGUAUCCUUUCAUAAUCUUCUAGUUUUUCAGCUAUUAAGGUCACAUCUAAGCCUGCGUAUUUUUCAUAAGGGUAAUGUGCAACUGUCAUGAAUUCUGCACCACAUUGUCUCAAAGCCAAACCCUUAGAUCCAUACAGCAGCCAAGGAUUAGUGUUAAGAUAAUGCAUAUCUCCAGUCCAGAUGGUUUAAGAUCAGUGUUGGCACUGGCUUUUUACACUGACCCUUAGUUUUGGUGGCAUGAAGUUGUUCAUUGCACUGGAGCUCUUGGAUACAGCCAUUCCCUACCAAGAGAGAGGUUUGCAGUUGGUCGACUACAAACCCUGUGGGGAUUAGCUGCAUGAGGAACUUCCAACUGCAGCCCAUCCCCUGUCAAAAGCUAAAUGCAAACCCCUUUCAACAGGCAUCUUCCUUUGCAGCCCAGCUUGAGUUCAAACGUAGGAAGAAGAGAGUCAGAAAGGCUCUUGGAGUACACUCCCAAUUCUUUCAUUUGAAGCUGGGCUGCCUGACAUGGCAAUGUCAGCUUAUUGGCAGGUGGGUGGCCCUACCCACCUGUCAAAGUAGUCUUAUUGGGAGGGGAGGGGAACUCAGGAUCCCACCCACCAGACAGAUCCUCUGCCAGACCCCUGAGUUAGGCAAAUCAGCUGAGUCAUGGAUAAUAUACCUGUUCAUGGACAUAUGACUUGAACUCAAAAGACCCAGUUAUACAAACAGAACUAGGGCUAAAAUUCUAAGAUCACUCCAUGAAAUUUAAUUCCCCAGUAACAUGGGUGAGACCGACUUCCAAAUAAGUAUGUUUUAAGAUUGCAGUGAAAUUCUUAGUGUUUAACUUUACCUGUUAACUUACCUGUUAAACCAACUUAUAACAUCCAGCCACACCUGGGACUGCAUGCACAACAAUAUCCUACAAUAAAAUGACAACUGCAGUGCUCUACAAAAGUAAAGGAUUCAUACAGUGCAGCAUCUUUCACAGCUUAGGCCUCCCUGCAUCUCAUUCCAAUUGACUUAAAUGAUCAUCUUUAAAAUCUUCAUUGAAAAUAACUGGAGUGUGAUUCCUGUCAGUUUUUUAUAUUCACAAAUUUGAAUUUACAAACUCCCCAGUUCUGUGUUAGCUGCAGUUUUACUCAGCAUUUCCCAUUGCCCAAUAUUUUUAGGUUAGUGAAUUGGGCAAAAUAUUUUACAGCACAAUUCUCUUGGCUUCAGUUAGACCUUGAUAUCAUUAGUUUUUCUUGACGUAGUUAAACCUGCAUUUUUGUUCAACUCAGGCUGAGAUCUGUUUUAAAAUUUUACUAGUGAUAGAUGAUUUCCUGUGGGGAUUUUUAGAGGAUUGUUUUUAAUGCCUUCCCAUGUGUUAACAGGUGCUAAUUUGCCUCUUCCAGUUCUACCUCACUAGUCUGUCACUGGUUAUCAAAACAAUGGCUCAUGGUACACUCAGAAGAUCAAUUCAUACUUAGAUUUAUUUAUUUUGUUCAGUUAAGGGAAAUAAACCACAUGCAGGGAUUUCCUGUUAAGGACACCAAUAUGAAAGGAAAGAGCUGUUCUGGGUGUGAAGACUUCCUUGUGCAUAUAUAGACUGCUGGUCAUGACCUCUUUCCUUUAUUUCUUCCAACGCUAAUUUCUUUCACCUCAGUUCUGAUCCCAUGCUAGCUGAAUUUUCUGCUCCUAGUUUGUUCCAGUCAUCCUUAUGUUUUUCCAUCAAAAGUAAUAUGUGUCUAAUUUAGCAAGCUAGUACACCUUCAGUUAAUGAUACAUCUAAGAACUAGUGCUGUUUGCAGUGGGCUACUAACCAGAUGGCAAAGUAACUGGAAUUUAAAAAUUAAAAAGGCCAUUCAGAUUUCAUAUUCCCCGUUUCGCUGCAGAAUCACAUACCCCUCUACUUACUUCCCAUCAUCUUUUUGUUCCCUGUAAUGUUUUCUCUGCAAUAAAACUGAAGGCCAUUGUCUAAGCAGGGUGAAAACAUAAUUAUGCUGAAUAGUCAAUACAUAGGUUGAGUUUGAAGUACUGUAAUGUUUUAGUGUUCAUGCAGUAGUAAUCUUUACAACAGUCCUGCAAAGUAGACCAGUAUUAGUGCAAGGCUGUCUUACAAGUUCAUGACUGAGGUGAGACUUCAAUUUAGGGAGUUUUUAUCUUGCAAUCUCAGACACUUUACUAUGUUGCUCUAGGAAAGUUUCUGUGAUUGCUACUAACCUGCUGAAACCAAACGCCAAAAGCCAGAUGUUAAAAUAUUCUUAAGAGCUUCCUCUCUGCAGCAAUAUAAAUAUUUGUCAAGUUACAAAAUAUCUUAAACAUAUUUAACUCUGGCUGAGUGGCGAUCUCUGCACAUAAGUAAUGCAUUCAAUCCUGGAAGCCCCAGGCAAUGGUUUGAAAGCAUUGUUAGCAGGCCACCUGCUGGUUGAGAAAUGAAAAUGCAUUUUACUACUUUUAUCUGUAAUUAAUCUUCUGCUUUAUUUAUAUUCAUAAUAACUAAAGCAUGAGUCUAUAAAACCACAUUUGCAUGCAUGAUAAGGGUGUCAGAUAACAAAACUGAAAAGACUUUGCUCUUGAAUAUUUUAGGAUGUGUAGCUAAGAUUCCUGGUCACACUUCAGUUACUUGACCUCAACUUCCUUGUGCUAAGCAAAAAAACUGUUCAGUUGUGCUGACACUGAGGCUUUUGGAGGAAAGCAGUGUGCACAGUAUUAACAUGCACAUUGGGUGUCCGUGUUUUGUUCCAGUCAGGCCUGAUUUCAGCAUAAUUGCUGCUUGAGAAGCAGCUCCAUAGGAUGGAUCAAAGAGAGUGGGGGGGGGCGGUGGGUAGGUUGAGCAAGCAGUUUGUGUGAAAUGGCUCCCUACGUGGUUGUAGUGAUUUCAGCAUGGCAUCUCAAUUCAAAAAUCUAAAUGUUUUCAAUGGUUUGGUUGAAAUGUGUGGACUGAAAUGUGUCUGUUGCUAGCAGUGAUAUUAUCUGAAUCCUUCAAAGCCAUCUGAAUAUCUUGGCUGCAGGAAAUAACCCCAUCUGGUUUAAAAAAUUCUUGCAUUCAAACAUACACCUUUUGUGGUCUUAAGUAAUGUUAUAAAAAUCAAAUUUAACAGCAUCAUUAAAAUAAAGAAGUGCCUUUUUAAAUGCAAA